This is a messenger RNA of Zychaea mexicana, 1985 nucleotides long. Its product is annotated as ABC1 family-domain-containing protein. NCBI's taxonomy places the organism in Eukaryota, Fungi, Mucoromycota, Mucoromycetes, Mucorales, Lichtheimiaceae. The record is from RefSeq and is a predicted model, not a curated record. The transcript is spliced from 7 exons. Bases 88 to 1767 code for a protein of 559 amino acids.
AUUUUCCAGACCCAUUUUCGGAUUUCGUUAACGCAAACCUGCAUAUACACGCACUACACCCGACACUUUUUAUACACACAGACACAAAUGUCAGCUUUAUGGGCGCGAAUGAGGCGGCCGACCCGGUUUAUAGUUGGCACCACGCUUCUCGGCACAGGGGUUUACGGCCUUGACGCUCGCACCGAAGCACAGCUAAUUCAACGCAAUAUACGUACAUUUUACAAUGGCAUUGCUUUAGCCGUCGACUACAAGCUGAAUUUCCGACCAUCGCUCGAGCCCGACAGCGCUUCACGGAUCGAGUCUCUCCAUGAACGCGUGGCCAAUCGUAUUUUUGACGUUUUUGAGCGCAACGGUGGUCUGUAUAUCAAAGUUGGCCAGGUUAUCGGAACCCAGUCCGCUGUCCUACCGCCUGCUUACCAACGGCGAGCACGACGACUCUAUGAUGCUGCGCCUGCUUUACCGUUUGAAGUCGUCGAGCGUGUCUUUCGAGAGGAUUUCAAUGGAUUGCAUCCCAGCCAAGUUUUCUCCGAGUUUGAAAUGCUGCCUGUUGCUUCGGCUUCGAUUGCUCAAGUUCAUAGAGCCAGGCUGCAUUCGGGUGAAGUCGUUGCUGUCAAGAUCCAAAAACCUGCUAUUCUCAAGCAAAUGGACUGGGAUUUGCUUGCGUUUAGAAUCUUGUUACAAGUUUAUGAAAGGCUGUUUGACUUGCCACUGUCGUGGUCAUCCGAUUAUAUCGAGAAACAUAUACGCAUGGAAACUGAUUUUAUCAGUGAAGCAAGUAAUACAGAAAAAGCAAAAGAAUACUUUAAUGAGGAAGCUACGUUCAGGGAUCGAGUUUACGUCCCAAAAGUAUACCAUAACAUCAGCUCCAAACGUGUACUCGUUUCCGAGUGGGUAGACGGUGUACAAGUUACGGACGCACAAAAAUUGAAGGCCAAAAAUCUCAAUCUGGAUAGAGCAAUGUAUACAACGAUAGAAGCAUUUUCUAGUCAGAUCUUUAAGAGUGGUUUUGUGCACGGCGAUCCGCAUCCUGGUAAUGUGCUUGUUAGGAAGCAUCCAACUAUUAAAGAUGACGUGCAAGUUGUGAUUAUCGACCAUGGAUUGUACAUUCAGGAAUCGGAAAAAUUUCGUCUAGAGUAUUGUAAAUUAUGGGAAGCAUUGUUUAUGUUAGACAUGGAUACCAUGAACCGGAUAUGUAAAAGCUGGGGAAUUGAAGAUUCAAAUAUGUUUGCAUCUAUAACACUGCAAAAGCCAUUCAGUCCCAACAAAGCUGUACAUCUGGGAAAAGCGAAUGUGAAUAUGCAAGACAUUUAUGAAUUACAAGUGUCUCUCAAGGACCGGAUCAAGAAUUUCCUCAAGGACCAAGCACUCUUUCCACGAGAGCUAAUUUUCGUAUCAAGAAACAUGAAUAUCGUACGCGCCAACAACAAGGCUUUGGGAAGUCCGGUAAAUCGCAUCAACGUCAUGGCUCGGUGGGCACUGCGUGGAUUAGCUGAGCAGCGCAAUGUUUCACUUGACGACAACCAAUCUAUCACCACGGGCCAGAAAUUUAGGAGCUAUUUGUACUCGACGUGGCGACUAUGGUUAUUCGAUUGCACAUUAAUGGUUAUGAGCGUUAGUUUCUGGCUCGUGAAGUUGCGGGACAAGACAAAUAGGCUAUUGUAUGGAAGCACGAGUCAAGGUUUCGAGGAAGUAUUAGAUCAAAAGUUGAAAGAACAGUUGCAACAACAGUUCGGUAUCGUGAUUGAUGAAUCACUCUUUGAUGCGUAAUUUAUCAGAGAAAUGAAUUUUUACACAAGGAAACAAAAAGAACAUGUAAAUAUAUUUGCGCCUGUCCAAAAUGUAGUAUUCACAAAGCUUGUAAAUUUUGUCAGCGACAUAGAGAACACCACCCCUCUCAAUAUUUAUUUAACAAUUAUCAACUACACUUGUUUAAUUUUCAUAUGCAUCUUAGUAAAAAUAUGAAGCAUUCGACAAAUUCACCCGCA